GAAAUAAUCCGAUAUAUUCUUCAAUCGCUUUCUCUCUCACUCGUGAUUUAUACCUGAGGACUUAAACGGUUAAACCAUGAAGACUGGAUUCAUUUUGUGUAUAGCAGUCGCCUUUCUGGCUGCCUUUUCCGAGGCCAGACUAGCAGAAAAAGUCAGCGAAGAUGAUGACUUUGUCGUCUACAGGAUCCCGGUUAGAUCAUUAGAUUUACAACCACAAGCAGCUGGAUACUAUGAAGGAGUCGACUUCAGUCCUGCCAGCCAUGGAAGGUCUAACAGCAAGAGCAGUUCCAGCAGCAAGAGCACAAGCAGUUCCACGGGAACCGGAAGAGGCAGAGGAUAUGGUCAAGGAGGAUCAUCUUCCGGCCAUGGCACUGGACAUGGAGGCAGCAGCAGCGGAACCGGAUAUGGCAGUGGUGGACACGGCAGUGGCUAUGGCAGUAGUGGACAGGGUAGCGGCUACGGAAGUGGAGGACAUGGCAGUGGCUACGGAAGCGGUGGACACGGCAGUGGCUACGGAAGCGGUGGACACGGCAGUGGCUACGGAAGCAGUGGUCACGGCAGUGGCUACGGAAGCAGUGGUCACGGAAGUGGUUACGGAAGCAGUGGACAAGGCAGUGGCUAUGGAGGCAGUGGAGAAGGAUAUGGAAGUGGUGGACAUUACAGAGGCGGACAAGCCAGCUACACCCCAGGUGGGUAUGAAGGAGGCAGCAAUACACAACAUUAUGAUGAUGAAGGCCAAGACUACCCUAAGAUCGUGACCACCACCAAAUCAUUCACCACAAACAGCGCCCAAAACGCUGGUUCCCACCAGUACAGACAGACACCCGAUAGCCUGGGAGACAUAAAUUUCAGGCUUGGGGACUAUUUGAAAGAAGCACAAGGAAGCGAAGGCAGCAAGUACAGCCAGAAAUUAUACGAAGGACUCGGUGGGGAUUUCGCUGGUGCCAUUCCAGGUCUUCGCUCUGGUCAAGGAUUCAACGUCAACGACUUCACCCGAACCAUCAACCAAGGCAUGGCUGCUGGCUACAAUGGCCCCUCUUACCGCAACAACAGAUUCGUUCCCCAAGCAUCUUUCGUGUACCCAAGAAUUUAUGGCGUCGGAAAUUCAGCAUUUAAUCUUGGCGGAUUCUAAGCAAAAGAACACGACGAGAUUUAGAAAUAUUUAUAUCUGAGCUCUCAAAAACUGUUCAACUGGCAAAAUGCACUUCUUACUGGAUUAGAAAGUGUUGUGUGUAUCAGUGUAUGAAUGGAGUGUAUGCCUGAGGGGCGAUUUAAGCUAUAAAUAGUCCCUCGUUCAAUGGUUUUUAUGAUUGAAGAAUUAGAAGGAGAUGUUGUGAA
Uloborus diversus is the source of this 1338-nucleotide messenger RNA. RefSeq lists its product as uncharacterized. Lineage: Eukaryota; Metazoa; Arthropoda; Arachnida; Araneae; Uloboridae. The transcript is spliced from 4 exons. The record is from RefSeq and is a predicted model, not a curated record. The coding region runs from base 77 to 1132 and encodes 351 amino acids.